Dicrocoelium dendriticum is the source of this 634-nucleotide messenger RNA. The record is from the annotation of a GenBank genome assembly. NCBI's taxonomy places the organism in Eukaryota, Metazoa, Platyhelminthes, Trematoda, Plagiorchiida, Dicrocoeliidae.
AUGCCAGCAAAAGUGGUCGAACACCAGAAUACAGUAUUUCCAGAACUGAGGCUAGGAAAAUUAUUAAAGCAGCCUAGGAGAAGCUGCAUAUUUCCUAUACAAAUACGACAGGAAACCGCCUCUUAUGUGCCUUAUCGCACGCUCGCGAAUGGAAAACCCUUCGAAUUUACGGUGAUGUUUAAGAUAUCCUCUCUCCAGCAGAAUAAAUCCGAACCGUUAGACGACGCAGACAUUUGCCCCAGACUCAUUAAUCUGUCCAACAGCAUAAUAACAAACUGCACCAACAUCAUACCUAAGAAUCAAUACGUUAUUGCUUUUGUCCAAAUCGGACCAACUGAAGGCUCUGUUUACGAAGCCCAACUUCAGCUUAUGUUCCAGCUGAACACAAGGACCCCAAAUUCGUGCUCGUUCAAUGUGGUGCCCAAGACGAUCUCCAAGGGUUAUUAGGCGAAAUAUGGAAACAUACUUUGCUGGAAAACGAACUCUCAAACGAACAGGUGUUAAAAGAACUAGGUGUGAUCAAACUUUUACUCGUUAAGGCGUUGCUCGAAAUUUGUUAUAAAUAUAACCGUUACUUUUACCGUUAAUAUGUAGUUGACACAUUAGCAACAAAUGCUUGGUGUAAAUAAAGAAC